AUGUAAUCAAGUGUUCAAAAAUCUUCGAUUGUCAAAAGAAGCACUGUUUUGAAUCAGUCUUAAGCUUUUACAACAGCUACUCGUACGAGUUCUGCAUUUAAAGACAGCAGUGAUAAAAAAGAAUUAAGAAGGUACCCUACAGAGUGGGUGGAAUAAAUAGAUAACAAAUCAGAUAACAAAUUUCAUCACACAAUUUUGAAUAAAAGCAAGGAAGAUCAUAAUCCCAAUUUGGCAUCACCCAGCAAAAUAUUUGGAAUUCAAGAUGGGAAUAACCCAAGUAGAUUUCACACUUAGAAUGAUGAUAUGUUAUCUGCAUUUAGAAGAAAGAACUAAUCACUUGGAAAUUUGGGAAGUUGGUAAUUUUAAUCUCCAUCCACUUAAUCUACUGCAAAAGACAAUAGCAAAACCAUAAUCCAUUCAUUUUCAAAAAGACUAGAUCAAGCUGUACCAUUAUCUGAAUUAUUGGAAAUCUCAAGACAAUUGGAUUGUUCAUAACCAGAGGAAAUUAAAUAAUUAUCAAGAGGCUACGUCAAUGAGCUUUUCUCAUUGUCAUAAAAAAUAGAUAGGGCACUUAGAAAUAUUAGCAGAUGAGCAAAUAUAAUCUAUAUAAGUUUAUAUAUCAUUUC
This is a messenger RNA of Paramecium tetraurelia, 626 nucleotides long. RefSeq lists its product as uncharacterized. The record is from RefSeq and is a predicted model, not a curated record. The transcript is spliced from 3 exons. NCBI's taxonomy places the organism in Eukaryota, Ciliophora, Oligohymenophorea, Peniculida, Parameciidae.